This is a messenger RNA of Epinephelus lanceolatus (giant grouper), 1217 nucleotides long. The record is from RefSeq and is a predicted model, not a curated record. NCBI's taxonomy places the organism in Eukaryota, Metazoa, Chordata, Actinopteri, Perciformes, Serranidae.
UGUCCUUUUAUACUCCUCACAGGAGGCCAAGGCUAGCUUCUUGAACUGGCUACUGACACGAGCAGAUCAAAAUGGCCUCGUCACAUUGUCCAAGGCCUCCUUCAGAAUGGUGUCCUGCUCUGAGCUCCAGGAUGGUCCCUCGCUGCCUGAGGGCUCUCUGGCCCUGGUCACCAAUUCCUCAGAGUCCCAGAGCUGGGCGCAGUUCAAUAUGGAGACCUACAGCAAGAACCUAAAGACCAGUCUACUGGGGCACACCCUGUUGUAUGCUGAGGUUGUCACGUCUACCAUGGAUCUGCUGCAAGGGCUGACUCUGCACUUACCAAAGGAUGUUGGUUUGAUAGCGGUAGCUUCUCGACAAAGCCAGGGUAGAGGUCGGGGCAGGAAUGCCUGGCUCAGCCCUUUGGGUUGUGCCAUGUUCUCUUUGAUGGUCCAGGUUGAGCUAAGUUCCAGGCUUGGACAGAGGAUUCCCUUCAUGCAGCAUCUGGCUGCUCUGGCAGUGGUGGAGGCUGUUCGCACACUUCCUGGAUACCAGGACAUAGACCUGAGGGUGAAAUGGCCCAACGACAUCUAUUACAGUAGCCUGAUGAAGCUUGGGGGAGUGCUGGUGACUUCCACUGUGAUAGGAUCAACCUUUCAUCUGCUCAUAGGCUGUGGGUUCAAUGUCACAAACAGCAACCCAACAGUGUGCAUUAAUGACCUGAUCCAGCAGUACAAUGUGCAGCAUAACUGCAACCUGCAGCCGCUCAGCUGUGCCCAGCUCAUUGCUCGAACUGUCAGCUGCCUGGAGGUUCUUAUCAACAGCUUCCAACAAGGAGGCCCAGAUGCUGUCCUGCCCACCUACUACAAGAGAUGGCUUCACAGCGGGACUCGGGUGCAUCUCUGGAGUGAGGAUGGACUGGAGGCUGAGGUUGUGGGUCUGGACCAAAACGGUUUCCUCAAAGUGCACAACAAGGAGCAGGGCGUGGUGUCAGUGGAGCCUGAUGGGAACUCUUUUGACAUGCUGAAGAACCUGGUGGUCAUCAAGCAGCAUUAGGACCAAAUUCAGCAAAGUAGAGAAUCAUUCCCCUAACCCUGAUUUAACCAAAUAUGGAGUUAUUUAGUCUGGCAGAAAAUGUAUCUGUGUAACUAUAUAAAUGUAUGUAAGUAUAAUAAAAAGAUAAAAUAAUAUGUUUUCUAAUUGAUAAAUACAUAAUUAAAUUCGUUCCUGGUUAACAGUA